UGUCACUACUCAUUUCUUGCCUCUUGGGUGCGUGGGUAGUUGAUUCAUCCGGCGUCUGAGUUUAAUCAAUGUUUAAGUUGUGUCUAAUUUUGGAAUAAUUUUUUACAAACAAUUGAAUUGCAAGUGUCGGUUGAUUGUCGAUAUCGCGAUCAUAAACAGCGGACGAUGGCUAACAACGACGAGGAACAUGGGGAGGCGUCCGUUGAGGAGGAUUCCGAAAAAGAGGUGACAGAAAUCGAGGAUGGAAAACCGGGGGAAAUAUUGAUUAUCGAUCCGGAUACCGAGGAAGUGGAUCUGAAUCAUUCUCGUUUGACAAAAUUGGAGAACUUGGAACCACUGACUAAAAUAAAACGUUUAUGUUUCACAUGGAACUUGAUAAAAAAAAUUGAAAACUUACAGACUUUAACUACAUUAGUUGAACUGGAAUUGCGCGAUAAUCAAAUUACUGUUAUAGAGAAUUUAGAUGCGCUUGUUAAUCUCGAAGUCCUGGAUCUUUCGUUCAAUCGUAUCAAGAAAUUGGAGGGUCUGGAUAAUUUGACCAAAUUAGAUAAGCUGUUCCUUUCAUCGAAUAGAUUAUCCGAAAUUGAGAAUUUAUCUCAUCUGAAAAAUCUUACCGUCCUUGAACUGGGUGAUAACAAAAUAAGAGAAAUUAAAAAUCUAGACGGGUUGAACAACCUGUCGAAUUUAUUUUUUGGUAAGAACAAAAUUACCAAAAUACAAAAUCUCGAAAAUUUGACAAAUCUCAGAGUAAUCAGUCUGCAAGACAACCGUCUUACGAAAAUUGAAAAUUUGCAAACUUUAACUAAACUGGAGCAGCUCUACUUGUCAGAGAAUGGAUUAACAUGUAUCGAAGGGUUGGACAAUUGCUCAGAUAUAACAACACUCGAUGUUGCUAAUAACAGAAUAAAAAAAAUUCAAAACAUUGACCACUUGAGUAACCUCGAAGAUUUUUGGAUGAAUGAUAAUCACGUCGAGGACUGGGCUACUGUGGAAAAUUUGACAGCUAAUAAAAAACUCCAAACAGUGUACUUGGAGAGGAAUCCCAUAGCGAAAGAUCCGAAUUAUAGACGGAAAAUGAAACUCUUAUUGCCUUGGCUUCCACAAUUGGAUGCGACACUAUGUAGAUAAGAAAGAUUUUUGAUGAAUUUUCUGUGACAGUUUGAUGUUCGCACAUUUAUAUUGUUUGUUUUUUUUUUUUUUUUUUUUUUAGUAUUUCUGUCCAAUGUUCAGUACAAACGUGAAGCCCGGUGAAACGCUCGUGAAAAUGCGUUUCCGCCCAAAUUAGUUUGAAUGCACGUUGCACGUACAACAGUGCUGAGUUCUGGUCGAACGCGAUAACGAAGCGAGAAUAAUCUCAAACAACAGAUACUAUAGUGCCAAAGGUUUUUGCCAUAUUCAAAUCAAUAAACAAAUCAUAAUUGAAUGCAACCAUUUAUUCAGAUGUCAGUCGUUUGUCACAAAUAUCUCACUUCAAAUUACGAUAUAUGUAUGAUCACAGUUUAGACUCAACUUUGCGCACCUUAAAGCAAUUAUCUAAUCGUCGUUUUAAAAAUCUAUAAGUUUGUUUCU
Messenger RNA from Diprion similis, 1569 nucleotides. RefSeq names its product protein phosphatase 1 regulatory subunit 7-like. The record is from RefSeq and is a predicted model, not a curated record. The coding region runs from base 166 to 1128 and encodes 320 amino acids. Gene Ontology annotation, molecular function: protein binding. Lineage: Eukaryota; Metazoa; Arthropoda; Insecta; Hymenoptera; Diprionidae. The transcript has 5 exons.